AUUGUACUUUUGACAGAAGCAGACGAACAACAUUCAGUUAUUUAGUCCAACGAUCUGACAUUUAGAACCACUUCUGUCAUGUUACAACGUAUUUUUAGUGUUUUUUGUUCGAGAGAAUAUUACGAUAUCGAUGGGAAGCGAUAUUUUGUGCGUGAACUUAUUGGCCAAGGUGGUUUCAGCACAGUUGACCUGGUAAGCGAGGCUUCCAGUGAUCGCCUUUACGCCUUAAAAAAAAUUCGAUGUCACAGCACCGAAGAUGAACAAGCUGCAGAACAAGAAAUCCGAUACCACAAGCAAAUCAACCAUCCCUCAGUUAUUGAGUGUCUUGCUUUCAGAACAGUUGGAAGUGCUGAUAUUUCAAGCAAUCAAACUAGUUUAGUCCUACUUCUAUUACCAUUUUACAAGUAUGGAUCAUUGCAAACAUUACUAGAAAAGAGAUUAUUAAAGAAAGAGCCAUUAUCUGACAAGCUCAUUCUCAACUAUUUUCAACAAAUUUGUGAAGGAUUAGCUGCUAUACACGUUAUUGGAGUAGCACAUAGAGAUCUAAAACCCGCGAAUGUUUUACUUGCCCCUAACGACCGCGUAGUCAUUAUGGACCUUGGUUCUGCUGCUCCUGCUACCGUGGAGAUAACCAGCUACAACGCCGCUCAGAGACUCCAAGAUGAUGCAGCAGAACGUUGUUCCAUGACUUAUCGCGCACCAGAACUUUUUAACAUCCAAAGUCCGUCUACCAUCGAUGAGCGUACUGAUAUCUGGUCUUUGGGGUGCCUGCUAUAUGCCCUCUGCUACUAUAAAUCGCCUUUUGAUGAGGUAUUUGAACGAGGAGAUAGCGUUGCUUUGGCUGCCUCCAGUGGAAUGAAUCAUUUUCCAAAUUCCACUUCCCCAGGAGUCAAUUCGUCGGUAAACGACUUAAUUUCCACUUUGCUUGUUGUUGAUCCCAAAGAAAGACCUUUCAUUGCUGAUGUUCUCAGUUCAAUAGAAGCUCUCAAGGGGUUGUUGUAGGCUAUAAAACUCUAACCAAUAACAAAUCAAUAUAAUAAAUGCCAAAAAUGAAGAACA
This is a messenger RNA of Daphnia pulex (common water flea), 1059 nucleotides long. RefSeq names its product serine/threonine-protein kinase 16-like. Bases 79 to 1002 code for a protein of 307 amino acids. The record is from RefSeq and is a predicted model, not a curated record. Gene Ontology annotation, molecular function: protein serine/threonine kinase activity; ATP binding. Gene Ontology annotation, cellular component: Golgi apparatus; cytoplasm. Gene Ontology annotation, biological process: protein phosphorylation. NCBI's taxonomy places the organism in Eukaryota, Metazoa, Arthropoda, Branchiopoda, Diplostraca, Daphniidae. The transcript has 5 exons.